Molecule: messenger RNA, 1404 nt
Organism: Paraglomus occultum
Lineage: Eukaryota; Fungi; Glomeromycota; Glomeromycetes; Paraglomerales; Paraglomeraceae
Source: the annotation of a GenBank genome assembly
AUGACAAGAAUUUGGAGACAGAGAGAGUCUUUGUCAAGCGCAGAGGAUAAAAAACCCUCAACCGGUCCUCGUUUUGGCAUCGAUUUUGAAGUAGGAAGAACGCUGACACUACGGCCCGAUUAUAUAGUCAGAGGCGUCGUCGUGUUAACAAUCCUUGAAGACGAGAAUCCCUUAUGCGUCUGUGAUGUAAUGAUAAGGUUUAAAGCCGAAGAGUCAGUUUUAGCCAAAUUCAAGGACGCAGCAGGUUUGCCACUCCAAGAAAGCAUCAAGAGCACGAUUUUUGACUGUUCGGAAUUCAUCUGGAGUGGCGCUCAUGAGAUUCAGGGAGUGAAUAUGCAAGGAGGUGAUUACUGUCCUUGGGAAGAACUCUCUGCUGGAGUUUAUCAUUUUCCAUUCGCUGUCAAGCUUCCUCCUGUAAAUUUCCCACCUUCAAUAGAGGGCCCAAAAGGAUUUUCGAUAAGGUAUACUUGGCAACCAGUGUUGAGAACUGCUGGAGGUACUUACAUCGAAGGCCCUGCGCUGGUCACACCAUUUGUACCCACAACAUUUGCGCCCCCUGCUGAAGAUUGGGUAUACAAAAAAACACUCUACAAAACUAGUAAGGAUUUGACCAAAAAAAAGGAACUCAUUGACGUGGAGGCGGUUCUUCUCGGAAACGUGUUUGCGCCUGGCGACGAACUUUCAUUUACUCUCCGUCUAACCAACCACUUCAACGGCCGUAUCACUUUCGUUCAUUGUUCCCUUCGGAAACAUUUGGAAGGCCCAUUAGACAAAGACUAUCCAUGUGAGAAUCAUGAACGUUCUCUCGUCUCAACCGAACGCCGAUGCAAUAUACCCUCGCAAAAAACUGAUGAAAUCCGAUUCUCCCUCACAAUUCCUCGAAAACAUCGUCAUGUCCCUCCCGCAUAUACCGGUCGUCAUAUACGAGUACAUUAUACAUUGCGAUGCGUAAUUCAAGCUGAAAUUGGAAAAGUAUUGACAAAGAUGCAAUGCCAUGAAAUCAUAAUCCCGAUUACGCUAGCUUCGUAUGCGCAUAUAACCCUGGAGAAUUGUGUGCUGCCGACGUAUCUGACUCAUGAAGAAUUAAAGUUGGAGCCUUUUUUCUUUGAUCCGUUACAGGAUUUCCCACCAGACGAUCGCAUACAUUUUGGGGACGAUUAUUAUAUGUACGAGAAUAAUCUCGUGUUAUCGCAAGUGAAUGGAUAUCUGUAUGAUCAUCUGAAUGCUUUGGAUGGAGAAUCGUCAACUCGUUCGCCAAAUAGUGGAAGUGGAUCGGGCAUGUGUAGCGAGUAUAGUAUCGGUGAAUGGAAUAUUGAUAGUUUUACCCUGGCUUCGUCGGUAGGAAGUACUGACAGAGUAGAACAGUCAGCUUUUGCAAGACAAAUACUAGGAAAUCAUAUGUGA